Messenger RNA from Leptosomus discolor (cuckoo roller), 1552 nucleotides. The record is from RefSeq and is a predicted model, not a curated record. Lineage: Eukaryota; Metazoa; Chordata; Aves; Leptosomiformes; Leptosomidae.
GCUUCCUAGGCUAAGAGUGGAGAUGAGAGGUAAAGGUGAAAAUGGAGCCUCCAUGGUGUGAGCAGAGGAUCACAAAAGUCUCUCUAGCUGAGAUUCUGAGGUGUUUUGAACAUCCUAUAAGCGAGGAGCAAGCCUGGGCUGUCUGCUUUCAGUGUUGCCUUAAAAUGGAACAGUUGGCUCAGGGGCUGUGCCCACCACUCCACUCUGUAUUCAUAAAGGGUCCUGGAAGCAUCUUUAUCCAUGCUGAUGGUGCUGCUUCCUUCAAGGUGUACCACAAGUCUGAUGUUGGCAGCAUUCAGCAGUCAGAGGACAAGCUGUUGGAGUACUUGGGAGUGGUGAUCUAUGAAGCCCUGGACUGGGGAAUCGACAGCCAAGUGGAGCGAGAGCUGAGUGAUCCUUUGGAGAAACUGCUGUGCCUCAUGUUGAAACUGGAUGAUGAGGCAGUGAAACCAGCAGUCACCUUACAGGAUGUUAUCAAGGCCUGUGAGGAGCACUUGUCGAGGCCUUCUGAGGCUACUAGCCAUUAUGAAAUGACCUGUAGGAGUCUGUUUACUGAAUAUAUGGAACUUCAGGAGCUUGUGACCAUCAUCCAGACCUCCAAAGAGAGUCUGAGAAAAAUGGAUGUGGAAGACUUAGUGGAAAAUCCCCUUCAGAAGAAGGAAGAACACUGGGUGUCCCUGUGGCCCAGUGUCAUGCGUGAACUGCAGAAUGGUGUGAGGCUGCGCAAGGCCACUGAGCGACCGCAGCGUCAUGCACCUCCAAAAGAAUAUAUCCGCUCUCCCUAUGAAUUACUUUUAGAUGAUAUUCAGCACAAGAGGUACACCCUUCGGAAGGUGAUCGUUGAGCCGGGACUCAGGACCCCCAAAGCUGAUGUAGCUGUUCCCAAGCCUCAUCUAAAGCCUGUGCUGGAGAGGAAGCUGAAGGAGUGUGUGCCAUGGGAGUCUAGCUGGCAUGAACAGCUCAUGGCAGAAAUAAAACAACCACAGAAGCUUCGGUCAGCAGCAGCAAGGGAGAAUGGGAGCAGGCCCAAAGGUCUCGCUGCAAAUUGCGUAUGUCCUCCCAUGAGUGCACCCACACUAGGAGACGUUAAACCUAAUGGUUUCCUGAAUGCUCACCAACAGCAGCUGCCUCCUUACAGAGGAAGGUCCAAAUCUUUAGAGAGAGGCCUUCAAAGCAAGGAACUUGACUGUCCCUUUCCUCCCAAGUGGCCAUCACCAACCAUUGCUGAGCUGAUUGGAACCAGAUAUGCAAUGAUGGUGCUGGAAGGGCAAGGUUUCUUCCAAGGAGGUAGUGAUGGUGUCUUUCCAAGAGCUAAGAUCUGUUUCAGCUGCCAUAAGCAGAUGUUUCUUAAGUGGCCUUACAGCUGUUACCUCUGCAGCAGUGUUGUCUGCUGUGACUGCUGCAUCAAGAUGUCCAUGCCCUUCAGAACGUGUGUACAUCUCCCACUUCACUUCCUAAAACUUUUGAGGCUCUCCAGAGAGGAGGACCCAGCUACUCAAGAGCAGAAGAGCUCAGAGUUGCUACAUGAAAUAGAGCACUGGGAUUGUUUUGG